This is a messenger RNA of Alternaria burnsii, 1800 nucleotides long. Its product is annotated as meiosis-specific apc c activator protein ama1. The record is from RefSeq and is a predicted model, not a curated record. Gene Ontology annotation, biological process: positive regulation of ubiquitin protein ligase activity; positive regulation of anaphase-promoting complex-dependent catabolic process; anaphase-promoting complex-dependent catabolic process. Gene Ontology annotation, cellular component: anaphase-promoting complex. The coding region runs from base 1 to 1800 and encodes 599 amino acids. Gene Ontology annotation, molecular function: anaphase-promoting complex binding; protein binding; ubiquitin ligase activator activity. The transcript has a single exon. Lineage: Eukaryota; Fungi; Ascomycota; Dothideomycetes; Pleosporales; Pleosporaceae.
AUGGCAAGCACAGCAGUCUGCGUGACUCCGGUCAAGAAGCGCUCUGCAGUCUUCAACACCCGUACCGCCGGCGGUCGGAUACCACUAACACCCUCCCCUCGCACCCCACGCACUCAAACUCCCGAUGUGCAGGCACACGAGUCGAUCCAUGGCAACGACUUCAAGUCUCGCAUCCAGCGCUCCGUCACCAAGACCACCCGCGACUCCCCCAAGUCCAACAUUGCUCGCUCCCACACACACACUCCCCGCCGGUUAGAACUCGGUGUAUCAGAGUGGGCUCUCACUGGAUCCGGUACUGCUGCCGCGGCCAAGGCAAAGAAGGAGAAGAAGGAGGCGGCGGCUGCUAUUCGCGCUCGCCCUACCAAGACUCGCAUUGCCUACAACGCUGCCGACCGUUUCAUCCCCAACCGGACGGCAAGCGAGGGCAUCCGUAGUGUCGGUGCCGCCAAGCUCGAUGUUGAACAGCGUCCCAAGUCUAGCUCCAAGCAGGAGGGCUCAACCGUGCUUGCCAACGCCGCCAGUGCUUUCGAUCUCGGUGGCCGUGGGUCAGAGGAGGACGUUGCACUCUCCUUGGAGGGUCUGAGCCUCGAGGACGACGACGAGGAGAGCCGAUCAAAAUCAAAGCCUGCUCCUGGCCAGGCUGCAUACCAGUCCACACUCGCCUCGGCAUGUGGCAUCAACACAAACACUCGCAUUCUUGCUUUCAAGCCUGCCCCACCUGAGUCGUCCAAGCCCAUCGACCUUCGCUCGCAAUACAACCGUCCCCUCAAGCCCACUAGCGCCGCCAAUGCACAGAGCCGUCGUCGCAUCCCAUCAGCACCUGAGCGCGUCCUCGAUGCUCCUGGUCUUGUCGAUGACUACUACCUCAACCUUCUUGACUGGUCUUCCGGAAACCAGGUCGCCAUCGGUCUUGAGCGCUCAGUCUACGUCUGGUCUGCUGACUCCGGCUCAGUGGCGUCUCUCCUUGAGUGCCCUGCUGACACCUACAUCUCAUCCGUCAAAUGGUCUGGGGAUGGUGCCUACGUCGGUGUUGGUCUCGGCACGGGCGAGGUUCAGAUCUGGGAUGUUGAGGAGCAGACCAAGCUUCGUAGCAUGUUCGGCCACGAGACCCGCGUUGGUGUUAUGGGAUGGAACAAGCACAUCCUCUCCACCGGUGCCCGCUCUGGUCUUGUGUACAACCACGACGUUCGUGUCGCACAACACAAGAUUGCUGAGCUCGUCUCCCACACUGGAGAGGUCUGCGGUCUUGAGUGGCGCGCCGAUGGUGCCCAGCUCGCUACUGGCGCCAAUGACAAUAUGGUCAACAUCUGGGAUGCUCGCGCGCUUGCUGCUCCCAAGUUCACCAAGACCAACCACCGUGCUGCUGUCAAGGCGGUCUCAUGGUGCCCAUGGCAAUCCAACCUGCUUGCCACCGGCGGUGGUUCCAACGACCGUCAAAUCUACUUCUGGAACACAACUACUGGUGCUCGCAUCAACCACAUUCCUACCGACUCCCAGGUCACCAGCUUGCGCUGGAGCACCCACUACAAGGAGAUCGUCAGCACUGGUGGCUUCCCCGACAAUAGCUUGAGUGUCUGGAGCUACCCCUCCGGUGUCAAGAACACUGAGAUCCCUGCCCAUGAAUCUCGUGUCCUCCACAGCUGCCUCAGCCCUGAUGGUCAGAUGCUUGCCACCGCUGCUGCCGACGAGUCCCUCAAGUUCUGGAAGAUCUUUGAGAAGAAGCCCGGCCAGCCUUCCGUUGCCGCUGCUGGCUCUGCUUCCAUGAAGCCCAGCGCCACCAAGCAGAUGACUAUUCGUUAG